CACAGGCAGUAGACAGGCUGCCCUGCUGCAAUGUCACCAUAGUCACCGCCGCAGCAGGCUGCCGGCACCUGCUACCGCCACAGGGGACACAGGGGCUUCAGCCCGGCAAAGACCCCAGGGCCACUGAGCACUACGUGACGGGGGACGUGGCCAGCCAGAUGGGCAGCACCAUGGAGCCCCCUGGGGGUGCGUAUCUGCACUUGGGCGCCGUGACGUCCCCGGUGGGCACAGCCCGCAUGCUGCAGCUGGCCUUUGGCUGCACCACCCUCAGCCUGGUGGCCCACCGGGGAGGCUUUGCAGGCGUCCAGGGCACCUUCUGCAUGGCUGCCUGGGGCUUCUGCUUCGCUCUCUCUGUCCUGGUGGUGGCCUGCGAGUUCACGCGGCUCCAUGGCUGCCUGCGCCUCUCCUGGGGCAACUUCACGGCGGCCUUCGCGAUGCUGGCCACUCUGCUAUGCGCCACGGCUGCUGUCAUCUACCCGCUGUACUUUACCCGGCUGGAGUGCCCGCCCGGGCCCGCAGGCUGCGCUGUCAGGAACUUCCGCCUGGUGGCCAGCGUCUUUGCCGGGCUCCUCUUCCUGGUCUACGCCACCGAGGUGGUCCUGACACGGGCUCGGCCUGGCCAGGUGACCAGCUACAUGGCCACUGUGUCGGGGCUCCUGAAGAUUGUUCAGGCUUUUGUCGCCUGCAUCAUCUUUGGGGCGCUGGUCCACGACAGCCGCUACGGGCGCUACGUGGCCACCCAGUGGUGCGUGGCUAUCUACAGCCUGUGCUUCCUGGCCACGGUGGCCGUGAUAGCCCUGAGUGUGAUGGGUAUCACAGGGGGCCUGGGCUGCCCCUUCGACCGCGUGGUGGUCGUGUACACCUUCCUGGCUGUGCUGCUGUACCUCAGCGCUGCUGUGAUCUGGCCCAUCUUCUGUUUUGACCCCAAGUACGGCGAGCCUGGACGGCCCCCUGACUGCCCUCAGGGCAGCUGCCCGUGGGACAGCCAGCUGGUGGUGGCCAUCUUCACCUACGUCAACCUGCUUCUCUAUGUCAUCGAUCUUGCCUACUCCCAGAAGAUCCACUUCGUGCCCACCCUGUAGCCUAGCAGGCAGCAGCCGCUCACCUCCGUGCUCUGGCCGGGGUUCAAGGCACCCUGAGGGUGACCCAGGUGAACCAAGACCUCAGGGAGCAAGCAGGAGGGAAGCCAAGGGCUCAGGGCAGACAAAGUGCAACAGGGAGAGCUGCGCUUGGAAUUCUGGCAGAGCUCCACAGCUGGGCUCAGGGAGGGACACAGAAGGACAGAAGGACAGGAGGCCCCAAGCAGGGAGGCAGGGGGGAGCCUCCCCUCAGGCAGCUCCCAGGCCCUCAUCUACCUACCUGCCUGCCUACCUGCCUGCCUGCCUGUCUCCAUUUCCCAGCCCUCCCUAGGCUCAGUGCUGGUCACUGCAACACAUGAGAAACCUUCCAAGCAGGUGCUGGUGUGAGCCAUUUUGCAGACAAGGAUACUGAGCCCAGGAGGAUAUAAGAAGUGGCCGGUAUGUCCACCAGUGUCUGGAGACCACGCUCAGGCUGGAUAAAAUAUGCUGAAAAUGUGGGAAAAGUUGGAAACAAACCCAGGAAAGUGCCAGAGCUGGGUCAGCGGAGGAAGAUGGGGGCCAGAACCUCCUCUUGCCUCACAGGGGAAGUUCCUGGACCCCUGGAACGGAGAGCCCUGCAGGGACCUGUGCCAACUCCCAGACAAGGAACCGCAAAAUUGGAACCAGCUUCUCCUGCCUCUGGAGAGUCUCCGGGGAGUCUCUGAGUGGCCUUAGCCCCUGGAAGCAGAGCAAGGACUGGACCGAGAUCAUGCAGGGCUGCCCCCCAGCUCAGCAGGCUGGGGAUGGUGCAGGUGGCCUGGAAGGGCCCAAGAGUCUGCGGCAUCACCAAGAGCACAGUGUGCCAGGGAGGAGCUGGGCUCUGACCCAGUCACGGAGCCCCCACCUCGAAUCCCACCAUCAGCUGUGACACAGGAGGAGGGCCCGGCCCAGGGCAGCCACUGAGCACUGGACACCUCUGUCCAAGUGUCCACUUGCCCAGCCACUCCUGACCACCAGACCCUCAUUCUCCAUGCUCCAGCCAGCUUCUCCCACACAAGAGCCCAGACUGGACAGGCCUGGACCAAGCCGGGGGCCAGUGGCACAGCCCCUCAGCCCACAGACCGGCCCCCAAGGUCCUCGAGCAGACAAUAGAUAUCGGUGCUGACUGGCACCUUGGCUCUGGUUGAGCAGUCUCUGCUGAGGGGCUGCAGCCAGCUGUGCCCCCUGGGCCACACCUGCCAGCAUGCUCUGGGAGAGGGGCCUAGAUCCUGGCUGGGGGAGCAAGUGGCCCAGGGCAUGCCACUGGGGUGUGGAGACCUCACCUCUCAGGUGGAGGAUGGGCCAGGGUGGCUCAGAGAGUCCUAUGGGGAAAAGGGAGUUGAUGUUGAGCUGGUCCUCUUCCCUCCCAGAGGCACUCAACACUCACCACCACCCCCACACCCCUGCCUGGGUAUUUCCAGGGGUCCUAGCCAUGGUGGUGGGCAGAGGGGCUGCUGAACAUUCUGGCCUGUGAAACAGAGCAGCUUUUAGGCACAGGCUUCGAGGGCUCCCCAGCCUGGCCCUGUGCUGGCGCCAGGCAGAAUGUGAGACAAAUCGCCUCUGCAGACCCACUGGGGAGGGCACAGACAAACAAUCCAGCCCGAGGUCCUUUACUUGGACGGGUGGAUGUUUGGGGCUCAGUGACAAAUCCCUGAGGGGAGCAGGCAGCUGCUGGGCCUGAGGGUCCUGAUGGCCCCUGGUGGCUGAGAGGGGGUGGGAGCCUGAGGACCAGGUUACCAGGUGACAAAGGAGCAUAUGGGCUCACAGGGAGGCCUGGACACCAGUCUUGGGAGGGGCCCACCCUUUUUUCUCCAUCCUUUGCUGCCAAAAUUCUGCAACAAGUAAUCUGUCACCAACUCCCCUACUUCGCACCAUCCAGUGGCCUUCUGCCCCCAGUGCUCCACCCAACCUAAAUUUCACAGGUCCUGAGGGAGAGACAGAGGAGGGGACCAGGGCUGAAGAUGGGCGUGGCAGAAGGUACAUAGGAAGCUCACCUCCAGGUCUGUCCUUUGUCCUGUCCCUGGACCACAAGACUGUGCUUUUUUUUUUUUAAGGGGGAAUGUUAUUUGCUGUUAUUACUUGGAAAUAAGUAAUUUUUAAAGUAGGGAGUUUUGGUCUCAAACUGCAGUGGAACUCCUAGGCUUUGUGUCUGUGGGUUUGACCUGUCUAUUUCGGACAAGCACGUACUACGGCCCAUUCCUUGGAGGGUGAGUGACCAUCCAGGCGGUCACUAGUAUCCGUGGUGGUCAUUAUGUGUCAACAAGAGGGGAACCAAGUAUACAGGAGACCAGAACUCACAGCCCUGACUUUAGGCACAAACGUCCUAGGCAUCCUGAAAUUACGUCCCCAAACAGCUUGUCAUCAUCUAAGACGCAGGACAGAAGUAAAGCAGCUCAUCCUCUCCCCUUGGUGGGGGCAAGGGUCGUUGCUGGUUCCAGGGCUCGGAAGCCCUGCCCUUGGUGUUGCCAGCACCGUGUUCUGACCCAGUGAGCCAACCGGCCAGCCCAAUGGUGAGCACUUCUUACUUUGUCCUUAAUCUGGCAGCUGAUGGGGACUCUGGACCACGCGCAGCCAAGUGCAGCCCUGAGCAUGUCCUCAGGGGGAAAUGACUAAAACCCAGGACCAAAAAAUCCCACAGACUCUGCAGAGGAGAUGUCAGGGAAUUCGGGGGUAUUCUGGGCCCCAUGGGAGCUGGGAGGUCCCUAUGGGAUCCUCCUCUAUUGACUAGAGGACGGCCACUAUGCACCUGCUCAGGGGGGUUUCAGCCGGUAACGGGCCUGUGGGGCAGAGGCACGCAGCUCUCAAAGGGAGAAGAAAACCACGAGGCGGGGAGGAAGGGGGUCCAGAUCUGGGAGGAGAGGGGGUGUGUGAACUCACCUAGACUUUGCAGGGGCCUCCCGAUUUCGAGAUUCUAAAUGAGAGUCCUGCCCGGGCCUUCUGAGGCCCAGAUAGGCCUGGGCCAUCUCCAGUCUUCCAGCCUCCUGUGCAGUAAAUAAACUUUUGUUUCUCUCUG
Molecule: messenger RNA, 4110 nt
Organism: Cynocephalus volans (Philippine flying lemur)
Lineage: Eukaryota; Metazoa; Chordata; Mammalia; Dermoptera; Cynocephalidae
Gene: MYADML2
Product: myeloid associated differentiation marker like 2
Exons: 1
Coding region: 159-1082 (307 amino acids)
Cellular component (GO): membrane
Source: RefSeq, a predicted model, not a curated record